Molecule: messenger RNA, 1440 nt
Organism: Aspergillus pseudotamarii
Lineage: Eukaryota; Fungi; Ascomycota; Eurotiomycetes; Eurotiales; Aspergillaceae
Product: putative triacylglycerol lipase
Exons: 6
Coding region: 1-1440 (479 amino acids)
Source: RefSeq, a predicted model, not a curated record
AUGGCACAGUACAUUCUAUUUGCCCAAGUCUUCCUGCUUCUCUUCUUGACAGCUGCUCAAGAAGUGGUGGUAGACCUUGAGUACGCUCGGUAUAGGGGUAGAGCGCUCUCAAAUGGCCUAGUACAAUGGCUGGGAAUUCGAUAUGCCGCCUCUCCUACAGGACCAUUACGCUUCUCUGCCCCACAGACGAGUUUACCGAUUCCUGAGGACACAUCUGACUGCCUUUUUCUAGAUGUGUAUUCUCCGUAUAGAGCCAGUAACCAUCCCGAGUUUUUGCCGGUAUUUGUUAGGAUCCAGGGCGGGGGCUUCAAUCAGAAUUCAAAUCCGAAUUACAAUGGUACCGGCUUGAUACAAGCGUCUGGUAUGGGAAUUUUCGUGGUUACCUUCAAUCAUCGUAUUCAACAAGAUGGAAGUGUGAACAACGGCCUAAAGGACCAGAUUAAAGUCCUGGAGUGGGUCCAGAAAUAUAUACACAAGUUUGGCGGAAACCCCAAACAUGUGGUUGUAGGUGGUGCUAGCGCAGGAACCGCCUCCAUCAACCUUCUUCUCUCAGCCUACGGUGGAAAGGACGAUGAUCUCUUUCAUGCUGCUGCUGCGGAAUCGCAAAGCUUUGCAACCAUGCUUAGUUUGAAUCAAAGUCAGUUUGCAUACAACAACCUAGUCAUCCGCACUGGUUGUGCAAAGGUCCUCCAGCGUGAAAACAUUAACACACCCUUGGCUAAUGCACAACAGGCGCCCCUAUAUCUAUACGGACCAGUGGUUGACGGUGAUUUUGUUCCCGAUUAUACGUACCGUGCCUGUUAUUUCGGCGACGACACGAAUGAAGGCACCAUAUUCGUUCCCAAGAACAUGUCCAACGUCGGGGAAGUAGAUAUAUUCAUCCAAACUCAAUUCCCAACUAUUAAAUUAGAGCAAUUUGCUGCAAUCAAUGCCUGGUAUUUCCAUGAGAGCCAGACGCGCCAAUUUCCGGACGCUAAGCCUUACUGGAGACCUGCAAGCACUGCAUAUGGUGAGAUGCGGUAUAUCUGCCCUGGGAUUGACAUGUCAUCUAUCUACGCCAAGGCCAGGAUUAACAGUUGGAACUACCACUACGCCGUACAAGACCCAGACUUGGAAGAAUCUGGCCUCGGCGUAGAUCAUAUAGUGGAAAUCAAAGCUAUUUGGGGCCCAAAUUAUGUAACAGGAGAUCCUCCCUCAUCUUAUUUCACUACCAAUGCGCCGAUUGUACCCGUUAUGCAAGGUUACUGGACAAGCUUCAUCAAGACAUUUGCUCCAAAUCCUCAUCAUUACCCAGGGAGCCCACAAUGGAAUACUUGGGGUAAUGAAGGGUAUUCUCGCAUCUUCAUCAAGACAAACGAAACAAGGAUGGAGCAAGUAUCGGAAGAUCAGAGGGAAUGUUGUGAAUAUUUGAUCAAUAUCAGACCGGAACUUCAACAGUAA